GUCUGCUGCAGCAGCACAAAUAACCAAUGCAUCCACAGCAGGAACACCCAAUCCAAGAGCGGAACCAACAACCAUGCCAACCACAUCAGUGCUUACCACCAAGGUAACACCAGAACUACCAACAACAAAGGUAACAAGUGCAGGAACAACCAAGCCAACCACGGCACCUACAACCAAACCAACCACAGCAGCACCUACAACCAAGCCGACAACCAAACCCACAACUGCGCCUACAACCAAGCCAACCACAGCAGCUACAACAAAACCGACAACAGCACCUACAACCAAGCCAACCACAGCAGCUACAACAAAACCGACAACAGCACCUACAACCAAGCCAACCACAGCACCUACAACCAAGCCGACAACAGCACCUACAACCAAACCGACCACAGCACCUACAACCAAGCCGACCACAGCAGCUACAACAAAACCGACAACAGCACCUACAACCAAGCCAACCACAGCACCUACAACCAAGCCAACCACAGCAGCUACAACAAAACCGACAACAGCACCUACAACCAAGCCAACCACGGCACCUACAACCAAGCCAACCACGGCACCUACAACCAAACCGACCACAGCACCUACAACCAAACCGACCACAGCACCUACAACCAAGCCAACCACAGCACCUACAACAAAACCGACAACAGCACCUACAACCCAGCCAACCACAGCAGCUACAACAAAACCAACAACAGCACCUACAACCAAGCCAACCACAGCACCUACAACCAAGCCAACCACAGCAGCUACAACAAAACCAACAACAGCACCUACAACCAAGCCAACCACAGCACCUACAACCAAGCCAACCACAGCACCUACAACCAAGCCGACCACUGCACCUACAACCAAGCCGACCACUGCACCUACAACCAAACCAACCACAGCAGCACCCGCAACAAAUGCAACAACAGCAGUACCAACCACUGCAAAUACAACACAACCAGCCACUGGAACCGGCGCCACUACCUCCCCGCCAGCAACCCAGGCAAGCACGAGUGACACAUGGCUGAUCGUGGGAAUUGUCUUAGGCGUUAACCUCGCUAUCGUUGUCGUGGUUGGUGUAGGCUUCUACGUAGUCCAUCGAAGGAGGGCAAAAAGUGUAGGAUACGCAAACCUUUCUUAAACGAGACCACCCACCCACUGUUUUUAGUUAACUAUAAAAAAUAUAACUAUGUAAAUUUGUGGCUGACAUAUAUUCAUCGGAGCUGAUUAAAUUAGAUACAAUAAAAUUAUCCUGACAAAUGUUCAAUUAAUAUUUCUGACAAUACUCCAUUCCUUAAAGAAAGAGCUGAUAGAAUCCUAGAAAUAGAAACUUAGACUCCACAAUAUUGGAACUUUCAAAAUAUUAACCUUUAAGUUAAUCAAAUCCAAUUUAAUAGACUUUUUAAUGGUUAAAUCCAGCUCGUGAAAUGUUAUCACAAACUUUAUGAAUUAACAGCUCAUGUAGUACAUGUACAAUCAUGAAAAGAAAAUUGAUAACACAUUGAAAAUCUACAAAAGCAAGCCAUCUAUGCAAACACGUCACAUAAUUACUGUAAAUAGAAAAAGGAAUUUGAUGAAUACUUAAAUUUGCAAUCUCAGAUCUCAAGUAUGGACGGAUUAUAAAGAUUAUACUGUAUUUACCAAAAUUAUCAGUAGCAGUGUUUCAUUAAAGAUUAUUUAAAACACAUUUGA
Patiria miniata (bat star) is the source of this 1689-nucleotide messenger RNA. Its product is annotated as GATA zinc finger domain-containing protein 14-like. The transcript has a single exon. The record is from RefSeq and is a predicted model, not a curated record. The annotation marks the transcript as partial. NCBI's taxonomy places the organism in Eukaryota, Metazoa, Echinodermata, Asteroidea, Valvatida, Asterinidae.